Tachysurus fulvidraco (yellow catfish) is the source of this 735-nucleotide messenger RNA. RefSeq names its product upstream stimulatory factor 1-like. Gene Ontology annotation, biological process: regulation of transcription by RNA polymerase II. Bases 1 to 735 code for a protein of 244 amino acids. The record is from RefSeq and is a predicted model, not a curated record. NCBI's taxonomy places the organism in Eukaryota, Metazoa, Chordata, Actinopteri, Siluriformes, Bagridae. The transcript is spliced from 5 exons. Gene Ontology annotation, molecular function: RNA polymerase II cis-regulatory region sequence-specific DNA binding; DNA-binding transcription factor activity, RNA polymerase II-specific.
AUGGAAGCUCAAGAAAAAGCGGAUAAACGACAGGCUGAAUUAGAAUUGCGCCUUAAGAUACGCACACUUGAGAUUGAGGCUGAGAAACAAGUUAGGAUGCGACAGUUGGAAUUGGAUGCCAUGAAAAUUGUUGGUGGUGCAGCUGUCGCGCAGCCGGUUCCUCCUCCUCAAGUGAUGCCAGCUCCUUCUGCACAUGUGCCCUCGCGAGUUGCUAUGGCCUCUCCACCGGCAGGUGCACACUCAGUAGCGAGUACGUUUGAUGUUGGUAAAAAUAUCAUCCCUAACAAAAAUCUUAUUGAAAUACCACCGACUAAAAUGCUGCAUUUCUUUUAUUUAGUGGCUACUGCUGAGGAUCCAUCGGCAAUUACAACUAUUCAGUCAGCUGCUACGUUUUCCUCGGAACAGCCUAUAAAAUACCUCUUUAAGACAGAGGGAGCUGGGGGACAGGUGACAUAUCGGGUGAUUCAGGUUGCAGAUGGACAAUUAGAGGCUCAAUCAGAUGGCACCACUGCUGUCAGUGUUGUUGCUGGAAUUCCUGCUACAACACAGCCGGUUACACAGGCUGUGUUCUCACAGGCCGAAGCCUUAGAGGGAGAUGGCACAGAAACCCAUUACACCUAUUACCCUGCCACAAUUUCAGAGGCUGGAACAGGCACUAUGGUUACUGGUGUGCAGGCUUCUGACACAAUCCUCAGCCAGGGAACACCUACAGUUUCGUUUGUGCCGUCAGCGUGA